AUGUCAGACUCACAGAAUCCUUUAUUUUCGGAUCCUUCAAUUAUCCAAGUCUCUGGCAACCAAACAGGAACCCAACCCACUCAAUCAUAUUCAUCAGAUGCUUCCAAUGCAUUAUCGAAAUUAUUAGAUUCGGCCAUGUUAAAUGCGGCAAAAGAAUCUAGUCCGGAAUUUGAAAUAAAAUCUACUUCUAAUCCUAAUUCCAAUUCUACUAGUCCAAAAUCCCAAAAGUUUAAAUUUCUGGCAUCUAAAGAUAGCUAUGAUCACAUAUAUAGUAUUGAUACCCUUUUAUCAAUGAGAAAUUUGGCUGAUAAUUCAAUCGUAAGUCAAUUACCACCUAAAGAGUUUUGGGGUGGUUUAUAUAAGAAACCUAAAGAAUAUCAAAAAGAAUUCAACAGAAGAGAUCAUAAAAAGGAAAGAUUCAAUAAACGAGAAUUCGAAAAGAAGAAGAGGGGCGAAUUGUUAGAUGAUGAAGGAGGUGACCCUGAAUGGAAUAGUAUUCCCGAAAAUUUGAAGAUAGAAAUGGGUGAUACCAUAGAAGAUUUUGAAAAAUGGAAACAAGCUCAACGUUCUAAAGAUAAAGUUGAACCUGCAAAACCUUCAACAAUUGGUAAUGAUGUUGAUAGUUUCUUUUCUUUCCUGAAAUCUACAAAUAGUGAACCUACUGAUAAGAAAGCCGAUUCUAAAGCUUCCAGAUUUUCAUCAUUCUUCACCCCAUCCCCAUCCCAAUCACAACCUCAACAACCACAGCCACAACAAUCACAACCACAAUCCAAGUCCAGUACUUUCAAUUCAUUAAAUUCAACAGAGUUAAAGGAAAAAUCAGAUAAGUCAUCGAGAUUUUUCAGUGUUAGCUCUGAUAAAUCUUCUGCUCCAUCAACUCCUUCAACACAAUCUGCUCCUAUUAGUGGAACAAAUCAAUCACCUUCCCAACAUAUGCACCCUAUGAUGCAAUUUCAAAACCCUCAAUUCCCACCACAAGGAUCAAAAGUACCUCCAGGACUUUCUCAAGCUCAACCCAAUCAACCUACCCAACCUGGUCAGGGCCCACAAGGACAUCCAGGGAACGUUCCUCAAGGCCAAAUACCCGGCCACCCAUUCCCUUUCAAUCCUAAUUUCCCUCCAGGUAUGAUACCCCCAGGUAUGCCAUUCCCAUUCCCUCAAGGUGAUGCCCCUGUUCCUGCAGCUAAUGACAAUUUCUUUAUGUCUCUAAUGUCAAAACCAGAAGGGCAAGGUCAAGGUCCAAACAAAGGUGGACAAAUGCCACCAUGGCUCAAUAAUAUGGGUCCUCAAGGUGCACAAGGACAUCCAGGUCAACAAGGACAUCCAGGUCAACAAGGACAUCCAGGUCAACAAGGACAUCCAGGUCAACAAGGACCACAACAAGGACAUCCACAACAAAGUCACCCAGGACAACAAAUCCAAGGACAAAAUAAUCAAAUACCCAAUGGUCCUAAAGGUCCCUUCCAAUUUCCUCCUAAUUUACCUUUGAAAGACAAAGAGGGAAAACCUAUCCCUCCACAUGCUUUUCCCCAAUACCAAAGCCAACCUCAAGACAGAAACUCACCAUUCCCCUUCCCACCCCCAGGAAUGUUUCCACCAGGAAUGCCUUUACCACCAAACAUGAUGCCACAAUUCAGAGAUCCUAACUUACCCAAUCAACCCAACCAACAAUUCAUGCCAUUCCCUGGAAUGAUGAGAAAUCAAGGUCAACCAGGGCAACCAGGGCAACCAGGUCAGCAAGGGCAACCAAAUCAAAGCCACCCCCAUCAAUCCUAA
Messenger RNA from Yamadazyma jaroonii, 1776 nucleotides. NCBI's taxonomy places the organism in Eukaryota, Fungi, Ascomycota, Pichiomycetes, Serinales, Debaryomycetaceae. The record is from the annotation of a GenBank genome assembly.